GUGAUAAACUUAUUAAAUAGAUCAUCGAAAAUGGUUGCAAAAAUUGCCGUCAAGCCUGCUUUCAAGGGAAAGAUCGUAAAGAAGAGGACGAAGAAGUUCAUGCGACACCAGAGCGAUCGAUACCCCAGGAAACUGCUGACAGGAUGGAGAAAACCCAAGGGAAUUGACAACUGUGUGAGGCGAAGAUUCAAGGGAAAACCUCUGAUGCCUAACAUCGGUUACGGAAGCAACAAGCGAACCAGAUACAUGAUGCCUAACAAGUUCUACAAAGUGCGAGUCUUCAACGCCAAGGAACUGGAACCGCUGAUGAUGCAGAAUCAAAAGUACGCCGUCCAGAUUGCGGCCAGGUGUUCAAAGAAGACGAGAAAGGCUAUCGAAGAGCGAGCACAGCAGAUGCAAGUGAAAUUGCUCAACUGAAGUGAACUCAUCUGAAUUGAGACUUUGAUUUCAUGCUAUUUUUGUCUUUUCGAAGUCUUUGGGUCUUGAGUUCCCAACUUGAUGAAUUUCAAGUUUAUCAUCA
Symsagittifera roscoffensis is the source of this 520-nucleotide messenger RNA. RefSeq names its product large ribosomal subunit protein eL32-like. Gene Ontology annotation, cellular component: cytosolic large ribosomal subunit; ribosome. Bases 31 to 417 code for a protein of 128 amino acids. Lineage: Eukaryota; Metazoa; Xenacoelomorpha; Acoela; Convolutidae. Gene Ontology annotation, molecular function: structural constituent of ribosome. Gene Ontology annotation, biological process: translation. The transcript has 3 exons. The record is from RefSeq and is a predicted model, not a curated record.